Molecule: messenger RNA, 946 nt
Organism: Diabrotica balteata
Lineage: Eukaryota; Metazoa; Arthropoda; Insecta; Coleoptera; Chrysomelidae
Source: the annotation of a GenBank genome assembly
AAAGGUGCGAUAAAAUGGAGGAUGUGAUAUCUAAACACGACUUAUUUAAUGUGCACAAAAAACUAAAAGAAAUCAGUAGCAUAUUUUAAAAACGAGUUCCCUCUGUACUCGUUGACAAUAAUAACAAAAUUAUUGUAAAUGAGCACGAAAUAAGAAAAUAAUGGCAGCUGUAUAUAUCAGAGUUGUUUGAAGAUGAUAGAAAUAAUAUUGCCGAGGUUUGAGUGUCGAUGGCGAAAGGCUGAACCACCUACGAUUUGCAGAUGACAUAGUUCUAAUAACCGACGACUUAAAGGAGGCUAACGAAAUGCUACAAGAUUUACAACGAGUCUCCCAAAAAGUAGGGCUGGAAAUAAACUUUGCGAAAACUAAAAUGAUGACCAACUUAGUACCUAGUGGACCAUUGAAACUAGAAAACUGGAAUAUUGAAACGGUUGACAAAUACAUAUAUCUGGGCCACGAAAUACAAAUAAGUAGAGACAACCAAACAUGCGAAUUAUCUAGAAGAAUAGCUUUAGGAUGGGCAACCUUUGGCAAGAUAAAAGACGUGUUUAAGGAAAACAUCCCAAUAAAGCUAAAGAGAAAAGCAUUUAACCAGUACGUACUUCCGGUGCUCACUUUUGGAGCUGAAACACUGACAUUGACUAAAGCAUCAAUAAAAAAGUUACAAGUAGCACAACGAAAAAUGGAAAGAUCUAUGCUUGGCGUAACUUUGAGUGGAAGACGUCAUAAAACGGAUUACGAAGUUGAAGUGGAAAUGGUCAGGACACGUCGCAAGACAGACAGACAACAGAUGGACAAAGAAGAUUUUAGAAUGGCGGCCAAGGGCAGACAAGCGAAAUCGUGGAAGACCACCUACCAGAUAGACGGAAGACAUUAAAAGAAUAGUGAGAAACUGGAUCGCAGCUGCACAGGACAGAGAAGAGUGGAGACAUCUUGAGGAGGCCUA